AUGAACAAACGAGGCAAGGAUGUCAACUGGUCAAAGUUAGCAAAUGCAUCGCCUAAACCAAAGAGACUUCACUUAGAAGAGGAUGACUGCGAUGGUCUUUUUCACUGCCCGGUGCAGAUUUGUAACCACGAUGGAUUCACUACGCAAAGAGGCUGUAGAAAACACGUAAAGAACAAACACAGCUGGUACUAUUACUUCGACGAGAAGCCAAACAGUGCUCAAAUGGAAUCGUUUCACAAUCAAUCCGAGAAAAUUGAAGCCAACGAUCGGACGAUUCCACGUACAACGAGAGCAAUUGCCUCAUUUGACUUGAAAAACAACAUUUCUAAGAGUUUUUCCUCAUGGCUAACUGGCAGCGGCGGGGGUUGUAAAAGCGAUCGACAAGCACAGCAAAUUGUCAGCAGGUGUAUAAAGGUUCUCAAAUUCUGUUGCGAAGACGAAGAGGAACUCACAUUUGGCAUUGUUGAUUUCAGCCUAUGUUCACCGAAUCUCCUAUUUAAAUUCGUUGAUACGAUGCAGGAUGAAUGGAAACUCGGACACGCGGGACGCAUAGGUUACUUGGACGCUAUUGCAGAAUUAGCGGAUUUCAGAAAAGUAAAUGGCGCAUCAGAAACAGUAUGGAGAGGCCUUUCCACAGCAGAAAUGUACUUAAAAAGGGUGCGAAAAACCGUGUCAAAGAUGAUGAGGUUACAAUGGACCAGCGAACUCGAUAUUGACGCUUUAGAAGCCAAGGGGCACUGCGCCACCAUGGAAGAGCUUUUAGAGGUGGUGGGGCGUUACUUGCCGCGCUACGAGAGCGUGCUUAAAACAUGCAGGGAUAAAUCAGAUACUGUUUCGCCACUGGAGUUAUCGUUCGCUACCAAAUUUCUGGCAGUCUAUUUGUUUAUCAAGGUUAAAGGCUCACGACCGAUGACAUACCAAUAUCUAACCGUAGAAAUGGUCGACAAAGCUAAGACGAACGGCGGAUUCAUAGACCAAAAACAAUUCAAGACAGCUGGAAAGUAUGGUUUUGAUUCCCUUUUCCUGACAGACACCAGUAUGCAAGUCCUAGAAGGCUACAUCAACCACAUUCGCCCACUUCUCAAGCCUAAUUGUGAUUAUGUUUUAGUCACGAGAAAUGGUCGACAACAUAACAAGCUAGGAGAAGCAAUGAGUAAAUUGGUGUUGCAACAGGCAAGUAUGUUCUCCCAACUCGCUACAGCCAAAUAGUGGAGACGGCAAGCUCUAGAACUCUCAGCAGCAGCGCGCAAGAUGCGAUCUCCGAGGACCAGAAACACAGCUCUAUUGUGGCAAGAGUUCACUAUCAAAAACGGCGAUCUCGCGAAGUCGCCAGCAAAGCACAUGCAUUUUUGGAAAGGCUACAGGGCGAGAGGGGAUCAGAGCUAGAGAUGGACGUACGCUCUAGGCUUUCUGAGAAUUCAAGUUCUUCACGAGAACAAGAUGUUAGCAAAACCGAUACGUCUUCUAAUGACGAAGAAGACGUAAUUACAGAUACAACACGCGAGCCUUUAGUAGGAGUGCCAAAAUUGAGGCGCGAAAAUGCGUUCAGAGUGACCGAAACAAGCACGCGACGGAAGAGUUUAAUGUUCACCCCCGAGGAAGACAAAUUCCUCAAAGCUGGACUUAAACGGCACGGAUUUGGGCAAUGGAAGGCGAUUCUAACAGACCCCGACUUUCAGUUCCAAAAGGGAAGAACAGCUAACUCUCUUCUGAGCCGAGCCGCUCGAAGAUUUGGAUCAUAUUCAAAAUCGACGCAGCGUUGGCAAGGUCCUACUUAACGAACCAACUCAAGGGCAUGUAGCUAUCUUAAAUCUUGAACUCAAAUAAAUGAAUUAUUGUAAACUUUAGCCCCACAUAAAAUGCGAGAAACAACUAUAGGAAGAAGAGAUAAUGUAAGCUAAAUCCAUAAAGUCAAUAUGAUUUAUUUAAUGACUGAAUUUCUCGGCAUGACCAUGCCAUCAUGGGGCUUCGUAGAAAACAUGCAAAAAUGACGUGGUAUUUGAAACUGACAACAAAACAUUAAUAAUACUAGUGUUCUGUGGCGUAAAGGCCUUCAAAUUAGUUUAACUUAGUAUAUCUUAAAUUGGAUGUACGGGCACCUAAGUUGAUCCUACUUUUUUACACGUUUCUGCGAACUGAAAAAGCUAGUCACCCGCUUCUGUCCCUCGGUUGUUUGGCUUCUCGAGAGUCUUGCUCGCUUCGAAGGUCUGUUGUCAGGUGAGGAAAGAAGAGUGUAAUGUUCCGCUUAUAAAUGGGAACAGGUUCCGAAUUUUUGACAAAGGAACCAGCGUUCCAUUUCGCGCAAAGUGUAAAAAGGAAUAGGGAACAAUAGUUCCUAUUUAUCGUAGGCUAUCUGAAACUACUGUCCAUCACCCCCGCUAUACAAAUUUAUCAAAACAUGUUUCCGUCAACAAUCAAGUUAAGUACGAGACUUGCCCGCUACAUGUUCAUUCGCGUUCGGGCUUGCCCCCGCAAGUUCAGGCUUAUGUCGUUGUUCCUUUUGAUUAAUUUUGUACCAAAUACGGACAAGAAAACAAUGGGGUAAGGGGCAAGAAUGACCAACUGUGGGCAGAGAUGGGCUAACAAAUAUCUCAGUGGCGAAUAGGAUGAUCUCUUGGGGACCCUUUUGCUAGUAUAAGUGCGUGCAUACUUUAGAAAGAUAUCGAUUUCAAGCUAACGCUUAAGAUGAACAAACGAGGCAAGGAUGUCAACUGGUCAAAGUUAGCAAAUGCAUCGCCUAAACCAAAGAGACUUCACUUAGAAGAGGAUGACUGCGAUGGUCUUUUUCACUGCCCGGUGCAGAUUUGUAACCACGAUGGAUUCACUACGCAAAGAGGCUGUAGAAAACACGUAAAGAACAAACACAGCUGGUACUAUUACUUCGACGAGAAGCCAAACAGUGCUCAAAUGGAAUCGUUUCACAAUCAAUCCGAGAAAAUUGAAGCCAACGAUCGGACGAUUCCACGUACAACGAGAGCAAUUGCCUCAUUUGACUUGAAAAACAACAUUUCUAAGAGUUUUUCCUCAUGGCUAACUGGCAGCGGCGGGGGUUGUAAAAGCGAUCGACAAGCACAGCAAAUUGUCAGCAGGUGUAUAAAGGUUCUCAAAUUCUGUUGCGAAGACGAAGAGGAACUCACAUUUGGCAUUGUUGAUUUCAGCCUAUGUUCACCGAAUCUCCUAUUUAAAUUCGUUGAUACGAUGCAGGAUGAAUGGAAACUCGGACACGCGGGACGCAUAGGUUACUUGGACGCUAUUGCAGAAUUAGCGGAUUUCAGAAAAGUAAAUGGCGCAUCAGAAACAGUAUGGAGAGGCCUUUCCACAGCAGAAAUGUACUUAAAAAGGGUGCGAAAAACCGUGUCAAAGAUGAUGAGGUUACAAUGGACCAGCGAACUCGAUAUUGACGCUUUAGAAGCCAAGGGGCACUGCGCCACCAUGGAAGAGCUUUUAGAGGUGGUGGGGCGUUACUUGCCGCGCUACGAGAGCGUGCUUAAAACAUGCAGGGAUAAAUCAGAUACUGUUUCGCCACUGGAGUUAUCGUUCGCUACCAAAUUUCUGGCAGUCUAUUUGUUUAUCAAGGUUAAAGGCUCACGACCGAUGACAUACCAAUAUCUAACCGUAGAAAUGGUCGACAAAGCUAAGACGAACGGCGGAUUCAUAGACCAAAAACAAUUCAAGACAGCUGGAAAGUAUGGUUUUGAUUCCCUUUUCCUGACAGACACCAGUAUGCAAGUCCUAGAAGGCUACAUCAACCACAUUCGCCCACUUCUCAAGCCUAAUUGUGAUUAUGUUUUAGUCACGAGAAAUGGUCGACAACAUAACAAGCUAGGAGAAGCAAUGAGUAAAUUGGUGUUGCAACAGGCAAGUAUGUUCUCCCAACUCGCUACAGCCAAAUAGUGGAGACGGCAAGCUCUAGAACUCUCAGCAGCAGCGCGCAAGAUGCGAUCUCCGAGGACCAGAAACACAGCUCUAUUGUGGCAAGAGUUCACUAUCAAAAACGGCGAUCUCGCGAAGUCGCCAGCAAAGCACAUGCAUUUUUGGAAAGGCUACAGGGCGAGAGGGGAUCAGAGCUAGAGAUGGACGUACGCUCUAGGCUUUCUGAGAAUUCAAGUUCUUCACGAGAACAAGAUGUUAGCAAAACCGAUACGUCUUCUAAUGACGAAGAAGACGUAAUUACAGAUACAACACGCGAGCCUUUAGUAGGAGUGCCAAAAUUGAGGCGCGAAAAUGCGUUCAGAGUGACCGAAACAAGCACGCGACGGAAGAGUUUAAUGUUCACCCCCGAGGAAGACAAAUUCCUCAAAGCUGGACUUAAACGGCACGGAUUUGGGCAAUGGAAGGCGAUUCUAACAGACCCCGACUUUCAGUUCCAAAAGGGAAGAACAGCUAACUCUCUUCUGAGCCGAGCCGCUCGAAGAUUUGGAUCAUAU
Molecule: messenger RNA, 4427 nt
Organism: Porites evermanni
Lineage: Eukaryota; Metazoa; Cnidaria; Anthozoa; Scleractinia; Poritidae
Source: the annotation of a GenBank genome assembly